Molecule: messenger RNA, 2873 nt
Organism: Medicago truncatula (barrel medic)
Lineage: Eukaryota; Viridiplantae; Streptophyta; Magnoliopsida; Fabales; Fabaceae
Product: F-box/FBD/LRR-repeat protein At1g13570
Exons: 3
Coding region: 1400-2686 (428 amino acids)
Molecular function (GO): protein binding
Source: RefSeq, a predicted model, not a curated record
CAACUUUUACAAAAAUCACAAAGUCAAACAUUUAAAUUUAUAAUUAACACCACCACCAUCAUUCAAAAUCGGUAGAGCUGUCAAAACGGGCGGCCAGACUCGCUUAGGCCCGGCCUGACUGGGUAACAAGCUUUUUUGGGCCGAGCUGAAAAAGCCCGGUUUAAAUAUGGGCUGGAAUAAUUGAGCCCGAGUGCGGCCCUAUACGGACUCCCGGGCUGUAUCUGUUUUUUUUUUUGUUUUUUUCUUUCAUUUUUUAAGGACUGCAAUGUAAUAAAUAAUAAUGGAUCAUGUGUUGAUGGUACCAGUUGAUCAACCAUAGCACGUAGCACAUUACAUUCAAACAAAUUCAAGAACAUAGCUAAUGUAUAACAUAUAUACAAUUACGAGAGAAGCAAGCAAUUAUUCACACACAACAAAGAAGCAACUAACGCAUGUUGAAAGUUGAAACUAUAUGUUGUCCUUGGACAUAUAUCAAUUGCUACUCAUGUAGAGCGAUUAACGAAUGAGCCAGUGUCUAAAUCAAAAAUAAGAUUACUCUACUAAAACUUGUUUCUGCAAUGUGUAAUUCGGAUUCCCAAGUAUUUUUUUUUUAUGAAAUAAUGAUUAAUUAAAUUAACGAGAUUAGAAACAGUGGGGCUUAUUAGAGAGACACAUGACAUCAUAAGUAAAGGAAGAAGUAUGUGCUGCCACUCAAAUAUUAAACAUCGAAAUUGGAGUUUAGUAUUGACAAUAUCAGAUAUAGGUUCUAUCUUCUAUGUAACAAAAUUAUCAUCUAUAAAAUGAAUCGAUAAAAUGGAGAAAGAAACCUAACACUAUUCAACUUCCUGUGUAACUUCGAAGUUCCUAAUUGUUCCUAUGCUUCGUGAUACAUGGGUUUCAUCAUACACAGACCACACAAAAAAACAAAAAAGCAAAAAAACUGGUAUUUUUUGGCGGGCUGCUCGUAGCCUGAACGGGCUACGGGCUUUUUCGGGCCGGGCUAAAAAGCCCUGAAAAAAUUCGGGCUGCAAUUAUUCGGCACAGACUCUGCAUUUUAUUCGGGCUUUCGGACCGGCCCGUACGGCCCGGCCAAUUUUGACAGCUCUACUCUUCGGAUUAGACAUGUCCCCGUGUCCGACACAGACACAUAUAAUUACACUAAAUUAUGUGAUUUUCUAAAAAAAUGAGCUUGUGUCGUGUCAGUGUCUGUAUUUGUGCUUCAUAUAUAAACCAUUCUUUAUACAUUAAUCAUAAUACUGUAUAAUUUUUUUUUGAAUUCAUUAGAGUAUAAUUCUUGUAUGCAUACUUGAGAUACAUAUACACACACACUAACCUAUUUUGUUUUUUGAUACUUGCAUAUACCAUUUCAUUGAAUUUGGAUAUUUCUAUCCAAAGCGAAGAAAACCGUCAAAGCUUAAAAAUGACAGACAAGGAGUCCGAUAGAAUUAGUUGCUUACCAGAUCAUAUAAUAGACCAUUUUCUUUCACGCUUGUCAAUCAAGGAAGCAGGGAGAACAAGUGUUUUAUCUAACAAAUGGAGGAAAAAAUGGUCCACACAACCGGAUCUUGUGUUCGAUAAACAAUGUGUAUCUGCUGCAGUUUCCGAAGAUCCUUCUGUUAUCGAGAACAAGUUUGUGAGGACUGUUGACCAUGUACUUUUACUUCAUUCUGGGCCAAUCAACAAGUUCAAGAUCUCUGAUUUCGGUUGUGAUUUCAUUGGUAUGAUAUCUGUGGCAGAUGUUGAUCGGUGGAUUCUUCAUCUAACAAGAAGGUCUAUUAAAAAUCUUGAGCUGGACAUUUGGUUCGAGCAACGCUAUAACAUACCUUGGUGCUUAUUCUCUUGUCAAAGUUUACAUCAUUUAAAUUUGUUUUGUUCUUCGCUUAAACCUCCAGCGAUGUUUGAAGGCUUCAUGAACUUGAAAAGUCUUCAAUUGGAACAAGUUACAGUGGCUAAAGAUGCUUUUGAAAACUUGAUAUCUGGCUCCCCUUUGCUUGAAAAAUUGGUUUUGAAAAAAGUUGAUGGAUUCACUCAAAUUAACAUUCAUUCACCAAGUAUCAAGUAUGUUGACAUUAGGGGUAAUUUUGAGGGUAUUAGCUUUGACAACACCUCCCAACUAGCUAAGGUGUUUGUUAAUUUAAGUUCGUAUUUGAACUCUGAAACCGGUCAAAGUAUGUUCCAUGGAUGCUCUAGCAACUUGCUUAAAUUUUUCGAUCAUCUACACAACAUCCAGAGCCUACUGAUUGCUUCCUAUUCUAUAAAGUAUUUGGCUGCAGGUGUGGUGCCAGUAAAGCUUCCUACACUUUGUAUUAAUCUAACAUUUCUUUCCAUAUGCCUAAACUUCAACGACUUGACGGAAAUUUCGGCUGUUCUUUGCUUGCUCAAAAGCUCGCCUAAUCUUCAAACAUUCAAAAUGUUUGCACGACUUAAGGAGGAGACAGACCUUUUAACACACACCUCCUAUUGUUGGGAAGAUAUCUUUUCGGAGCCAGAUAUGCUCCUCAAAUUGCAACAUGUGGAGAUACAAGACAUCUCUGGUACCAAAUCUGAAUUAGAUUUUAUCAGAUUUCUACUUCUCUAUUCACCUGUGCUCAAAAAGAUGAUUGUGGAGCCUGUUGAAAACGUCAAACCGGAGUUGAUAACAGAACUAAUCCGGUUCAGGAGAGCGUCCGAACAAGCUGAAGUUAUUUACAAAGCAAAGGAUUCUUGAUAAUGUUUCUUAUUCAACACCUAUCUAGCUCUUCUGAAUUUGUACUUCAAAGAAAUAUUGGCCCCCUCACCCAAAACUAUAAGAGCAUCUCAUUCCAACUGUUAUUUGUGUUUUUAAGUGGAUUCAUUUUAUACAAUAUCACUUAUCUUUAGUUAAUAAAAUCCUAAAUCUUUCUACGACAAAAUUA